UACAAGGAUCUCACGUGUGACGCGACUCAAAGCGUUAUUUAGGGUCUGACUCUCAGCAGAUAGCAGCCUUCUACAACGAACAAGAUCAAUAUGAUUUUCUUCAACAUUUUAUUCGCCUGUGUUUUUUUCGUUGGAAACGAUGCGGCCCUUCCUAACGUGGGUUCUUGUACUUUCAUGGAGUACUACUGCAGUGCUCGUAAAUGCAGUACUGCCUUUUUUAAAACUUUGCAGAAAUACCCAAAGGCAAACUGUGGCGCGGAGCUUAGCAAUCUGAAGAAUUGUAUGGUGGACACGUUGAAGGUCUGUUCUGAAGGUGCACUGACCGAAAGCCAGAUAAGGGGAAUAAUUGACAAGAGUGUGAAGGAAGAACAGCAGUGUAUGGAUGGUUCUAUCGAAAUUCCCACCAUGCCGCCUGCCGUUUCGAUUUGUUCAUCAUCAUUUAGCAGCGAAGCAGACACUUGCGUUCGAUCCUUUCACCAAAAGUUUGCCAAGGAUAAAUCAGAUCCCACUCUUUGCUCAGAAAACGCCGAAGCAAAGAGGUGUGUAAGGAACCUGAUCGAUUCUGACUGCAACUUUCCCUCCCAGGCCAAGGAAAUUAUAGACCUAGGUCUCAGUGACUACAAUCCUUUCUGCGCAGACAAUCGGGACCCUGGUUCGACCGGAAAUGAUCAGUGCUAUGGCGUGCAAGACAAGAGCGGCGACGCAUUGAAAUAUUUCAAUGCAGCCGCUGGAAUCAAGCCUGGCGUACUGCACACGCUUCUGUUUGUUUUCUUUUUGUCCUUGUUCCUGUUUAAAGCUUAAAACGCCUUAGCCUCGUGUUUAACUUGAUUUACAGAAUAGUUUCUAGAUAAAGUUUAAAACGACAUUUGGAACUUAAAGAGACGUGGUUCAGUAUUCUUUUUUCGCCAAUGUUUUGCUUUUGUGUUUAUUUUUGUUUCUUUUCUUUUGUUUUUCAAGAAAUAAAUUAUCACUUAUA
This is a messenger RNA of Stylophora pistillata, 976 nucleotides long. RefSeq lists its product as uncharacterized. The record is from RefSeq and is a predicted model, not a curated record. Lineage: Eukaryota; Metazoa; Cnidaria; Anthozoa; Scleractinia; Pocilloporidae.